UUUAAGGUUCAUCAGCCGAGUCAUUUAACACUAAUAGUUGUGUAAACCCUUGUUCUACAUUCAUAUAAAGUUAACCUUUUUACUCCCUUUCUUUUACGCCUUUUCUUUUUGUUUUGCACAGUAUGGAACAAGGUGAAGUAAAGAAGCUCAUCGAUCGUUUAACAAAAGACAAUGCUCAUCUAAAGAGCGAUCAGCUCGAACUCCAAAAGACAGUCUCCAACUUACAAGCAGAGAAUUUGACUUUAAGGAGUGACCUAACAAGCUUAAGAGAUAUUGUAUACGAGUCCCAGCGCAACAUUCACCUCCUUACCGAACAGUAUCGAACAACCACUGAUCGAAUUGAGCAGCUCAAAAAAGAUAAUACCAAUAAUAACAAUGUUCCGACUUCAACUGCAUCUGUAGUAAAGCGAAGCAUACCAGCACCUUCCAAAGUACUUAUUGAUGAACAAAAGAAAAAGGAUAAUCGUCUAUUGGAAUUACGAAGGAUUACACAACAUGUCAUGCAAGUGAGCGAAGAUGAAGCUAAACUUCGGCUUCAUAAACUACAAAAAACAAUGAUUCAUGUAGUAGCUGAUUUAAAAAAGCUUAUGCGUCAGAAGAAAGAAGCUACAAAUAAAUCAUGGAAAGCUAUUGACGUCAAUACACAGCGUGUAGCGUUUGAGUUGGUUGAGCGAGAAGCAACUGCAAUAGGUGUGCCAUUGACUAUGUGCAUUGGAUAUUGGGGCGCACGCCGAUUGAUCAGUAAGUCAUGGGCCAAUGCUUUAAGAACAACUAAGAAACAAGGUAAAAUGAAACCAAAUGCCGAAGACAAUAGCCAAGCAGAAGACGAAGAUGAAGAAAUGAAAAUAGAAGAAAUUAAGGACACUAGAUCAGGAGAAUAAACAUAAAGCGUUUAUAGC
Messenger RNA from Gilbertella persicaria, 899 nucleotides. RefSeq lists its product as uncharacterized. Lineage: Eukaryota; Fungi; Mucoromycota; Mucoromycetes; Mucorales; Choanephoraceae. The transcript is spliced from 2 exons. The record is from RefSeq and is a predicted model, not a curated record. Bases 123 to 881 code for a protein of 252 amino acids.